Molecule: messenger RNA, 1176 nt
Organism: Papaver somniferum (opium poppy)
Lineage: Eukaryota; Viridiplantae; Streptophyta; Magnoliopsida; Ranunculales; Papaveraceae
Exons: 1
Coding region: 1-1176 (391 amino acids)
Molecular function (GO): RNA-DNA hybrid ribonuclease activity; nucleic acid binding
Source: RefSeq, a predicted model, not a curated record
AUGAAUGCGGUUCUUAUUCGAGAAAUUUUCGACCCUUUCACUGCUGCACACAUUUGUUCUAUUCCUAUCCCAAAAGCCAAAGUUGGUGAUAAGUUGGUCUGGACCUUGACUGCUCACGGAAAUUACACAUCUCAGUCAUUUCAGAAACUCUUGUAUGAGUGCAGUGGGGAGUCGUCUUAUCUCAAUGAUAACUCAUUUCCAUGGCGUAAGUUUUGGGGUAUAAAAAAGCUUCCUCCUAAGGUGCAUAUGUUUAUUUGGCGUGUACUUCAUAAUGGUCUGGGAACUUUGCACAAACUUGGAAGAAUCAUCGAUGGAAUCCCUGUGGAAUGUCAACUUUGCGGUAAUAAUGAAGAAACCAUUGAUCAUCUUCUUACUCAUUGCCAGUUUGCUAAGGCUGUCUUGUUUGGUUCUCCGCUUAACUUUAGAGGUCUUGCGGAUCCUUCCUCUACUACUAAGCAGUGCAUAUUGUCUUGGCUCGACGCUCAUGAUGAUGGCUAUUCGGUGUGUCUUGGUGCCUGCCUGCUUUGGGCAAUAUGGAAGGCUAGGAAUAAGCUUCAUUUUGACAACAUUAAGCCUCAUAUACCCUCUGUUAUCAAUGAUGCAGUCCAUUGGUUCACCAUGUACUACUUUGCUGAAGAGGACGCCGGUAAUUCUGCUCUCGAUAUUGUCGUUAAUAAUUAUGCUCAAAGCACCUGGUGUACUCCGCCUGAAGGUACAGUUAAGAUUAAUGUGGACGCUGCUGUGGGUUUGAAUAAGACAUCUGCUGCAGCUGUUGCUAGAACCCAUGAUGGUCAGUUUGUUGCGGCUUCUACUAAAAUUUCUGAAUAUUUCCAUCCCCUAGUGGCUGAAGCCAAGGGAUUUCUUCUUGGUUUGCAACUUGCUCGGAGUAUUCAACGACACAUCAUUAUUGAAGGGGAUUGUCUCAACGUGGUCAACGUGCUAAACAAUGUUUCUUCUUUCACGCCCUGGAGAAUCAGAUAUUUGGUGGAAGAUAUUAUCCAUCUGGCAAGACACUUCAGUUCAGUCAACUACAAAUUCGUGAAGAGAGGAGCUAAUGAUGCAGCUCAUAAUCUCGCCUCUUAUGCUUUAGAGCAUAAUGUCCAACAAGAAUGGACAUCUUCUCAAAUCCCUGCUUGUAUUUCUUCUUGUAUCUCAGCAGAGCUAGUGAAUCACUAG